AUGGGAAGAUGCAAGCCAUCGACGAUUCGUGGACGUGAAUGCAAUGAAGAGGAGGCAAAAAAAACAAGAGGAGAGGCGUUAAAAGUGUUUGCAGAAGGAAUGGUGAAGGAAAAUUGUCCGCCUUUAAUACCAACGAAGAACCUGGUCAAAGGGAAAACUCUGCGGCUGGACAGUGCCGAG
Acaulospora colombiana is the source of this 180-nucleotide messenger RNA. The record is from the annotation of a GenBank genome assembly. NCBI's taxonomy places the organism in Eukaryota, Fungi, Glomeromycota, Glomeromycetes, Diversisporales, Acaulosporaceae.